Maniola jurtina (meadow brown) is the source of this 2377-nucleotide messenger RNA. RefSeq lists its product as uncharacterized. The record is from RefSeq and is a predicted model, not a curated record. The coding region runs from base 983 to 2377 and encodes 464 amino acids. NCBI's taxonomy places the organism in Eukaryota, Metazoa, Arthropoda, Insecta, Lepidoptera, Nymphalidae. The transcript has 3 exons.
UCACUGAGAGACGAGCUGGAACAGUCUGAACGAUGCAAGGAAUAGAAAGGACGUACGGGGGUCGACAGUGAACGACCGACCUACAAAGAAACAGAUAAAGGUGAGCGUGACUCCUAUAAUAUGUACGAAUUCGGUAACCCCUCUCACUUCUGACGAAUAGUAUGGUUCAUAUAAAGAGAAAUAAAAGGCGAAGCAGAUGAAGUGGAAGUUAGGGGGGUUCCCGACAUGGUGGAGAAGUGCUGGGAUCUGGCAGAGAAACCAGAGUUUUCAGUGUAUGGAGUCACACUCAGCCUAAGCGAUAGUAAAGUAGUUAAUAGUAUAUCAAGUCCUUUCUACUCUUUCAUUUAGUAAGUGAAAUGAAAAUUUAAGUGUGCAGUAAUGUCGCUGUUGAGCGAUGAUUAUGAUUGUUUAUUACAAGUACAAUUCGGUAUAAAUAUUAUAUUGGUGUUAAAAUGUAAGAACUUGACCUUCCAACUAAUAGGUGGCAGUAUAGGUCAUUCUGAGCGCCAACGAAAGUCGUGUGGGAGCAGAGCCAACUUAAAAUUCAAAAAAGGAGAAAGAAAUUAGUCCAGGUAAGUUGGCAACAUUGGUUUCAGAGACGCGACGGGCACGCUGUUAGUUGAAAGUUUGAAUUUCCCGCUUUAAUUUGUUGUAGAUAGACCAUAGAACAAGCAAACAGGUGAUACCAACAUGACACAACACAGCACAUAGUGACAUAACAAAUUAUACAAAAUGGCGUAAAAGAGAAGUGUCUUAGUGUCUUACCUCCGGUAUACCUACUUCUUGAACAAUAAAAAUUUAAAGUACAAUUUAUGUGAAACGAAUUAUUGAAUAUAUAUAUAUCAGAUUUAUUCAAUUAAUGGAUGGAAAUAAUAAUUUUCAACAAAUUGGAAAUCGAAUUACCCAAAGUGAUUAAUUGCAAAAGAAGUUCAAUCAUUAUCAUUUAACUUUGAUGACAGUAAGCAAAUGCUAAAUAUUCAUUAUGGAUGAACUAUUAUUAACAAGACUGAAACUUCUCGCCACUCAAAUAGAAACUCUCUCGAAUCAAGCUCUUAGUCUCGGCUCUCUGAACAAUGACUUAAUCUACAAUGCAGAAGUAAUCAAGACUAAAUUGCAAAACCUAUCGACGAGAUUAAACGAUGAUUUAAAUAAUUACUUCAGGAUGGUAAAUGUUCCCGAAGUGGAUGAAAUUAGUGAAAUUAGUGAAAUUCAGCUCAAGGCGGAAGAAAGUUUAGCGGAACUAAUUGUAAAAUUAAAAAUAUUCCAGAAUAAAACGGAGAUUUCAUCGACAAAUAGGACAGCUGAUACUAUAACAUCAUGUCGUCUACCUAAACUGAAUCUUCCAGAAUUUGAAGGGGAUAUAUUAAGCUGGCAUCAAUUUUGGGAUCAGUUUCAGUCGAAUAUCGACAAGAGAAAUAUAACAGAAGUGGACAAAUUAUUAUAUCUUAAAUCCUCGUUGAAAGGAGAAGCAAGAAAGGCUAUCGAAGGUCUUGACACAACGAAUAAGAACUACAGCAUUGCGAUUAAAACUCUUAAAGAAAGAUAUGGAAAGGAUUCUCAUCUAGUUGAUGCUCAUUACUCGGCACUUUCGAAGGUGGCUACAACCGAUUCGACAAUAACGUCAUGUCGAGGAGCGCUCAACGAUAUAGAGAAACAUUUGAGAGUUCUUGAGUCACUAGGAGAAAACGUAAACCACAACCAUUUACGUCAUCUCAUAUUCAGUAAAUUUCCUGAAGAUCUUAUUUACGAGUUGAAAUUGAAAACCAAAGAUGAUUCCAUAAGCGAAAUACGAAAGGAAUUGGAAAAAAUAAUCACGGCUAGGGAAGAUGCUAAUAGAAUUACUAAUGGAAGCAACACUAAGGAAGUGGAAAAUUAUACAGUUGAAACUUUACAUGUAACUCAGGAAAAUCGAGGAAGAAGUCAUUACAGAAAGGAUAGGAUACCACGUAGAAGAGAAAUUAGAAAAAAUAAUUGGCUAACACCUGUAGAGAGAAUGGAACCUCGAAGAUUUCGUAAGAGACGGUUUUCACAAUGGGAAGAACGUAAAGAACGGAGGGAAGAUACAACAUCAAAGGGAAGUAAUACGACAGAGGGUGAAGUUGUCUCGAAGAGGAUGAAAGUAUCAUGCGUGUUUUGCAAAGGCGAUCACUACAGUGACCUUUGUGAUAAAUAUAAAACAGCCAAGGAACGAAAGUCACGGUUAGGAGACAGAUGUUACGGAUGUCUCAUGAGAAAUCAUCGUAUUGCGCAGUGCUAUAGCAGUAGGAAAUCUUGCUAUUACUGUAAAAAACGUGGUCUACAUCACAGAGCAUUGUGUCCUCAGAAAUUUCCAUCUAAAACCGAAACUACCACUCUAACAGAGGUUGACAGAAGAUGA